AUGAAACAACAUAAUCAACGUGAUCAUUCAAUUGAAAAAAAACAUAAUCGUUCAAAUUCUAAAAAUAAUAAUCGUCGUCAUUCAAAUGAUCAAAAAUCAAAUGAUAAUAAUAAAAAUGGGAAUUUAAAUGGUUCAAAUGAUUCGGUUUCUUCAUCAAUUAAUCAAUUAAAUGAUGAUUCUUUACAAUGUCAUUUUAAAGAUCGUUUAUUAUUUUUAAUUUUCAAUUCAAUUGGUUCAAAUGUUUUAAUUUUAACAAAUUCAGGUUCUUUACAAAAAGGUAUUUUAAAAACCAUUGAUCCAUUAACUUUAAAAUUAAUUAUUAAAUCAAAUGAUGAUGAUGGAUUAUUAAGUUUUAAUUAUGAAGAUUUAUUAGAAUUUGAAAUUGAAGAUGUUGAUUUAUUUAAUACUAAUUACCAAUCUUCUACAAAAUCAAAUUUUAAAACUGAUCAAGAUAUUGGGAAUCAAAACAAUUCAAACAAGAGAUCUGAAAUUGAAAAAUGGAUCCCUGAUGAACAAUCUCAAAACUUACAAUCAUUAUCAUUAGAAGAUGAUGAUGGAUCACAAUGGGAUCAAUUUCAAAUAAAUGAAGAAAAAUUUGGUAUUAAAUCUGAAUUUGAUGAACAUUUAUAUACAACAAAAAUCAAUAAAAAUGAUCCAAAAUAUCAUGAAAAAUUAGCAAAAGCUGAUAAAUUAGCUCGUGAAAUUGAAAACCAAGGAUUUAAUGGUAAUUAUCAUUUAGCUGAAGAACGUGGUUUAAAAUUUGAUGAUAGUGGAAUUGAUGAAGAAGAUAAAUAUAGUGGUGUUGAUAGAUCUAUUGAUAAAAUUGAUGCUAAAGGUGAUGCCCUUUUCCAAUCUUUAAUUAAUAAAGAUUCAAAAGAUUUCCAAUUUGGUAAUCAAGGUAAAACAGGUUCAAGAUAUUUACCACCAAGUCAACGUGGGAAUUUACAAAAUAUUGAUCCUUCAAUUAUUUCAUCUACAAAGAAUCAAAAUGAAAAAGAGAAUAAAGAAUUUAAUAACAAAUCAAAAGAUUUAAAUAAAAAUCAAUUAAAUUUAUCUUCAAUUCCUUCAAAACCAAUUAUUUCAAAACAACAAAAUUUGAAUUCAAAUUUAAAUUUAAAAAAAUCAAAUAUUGAAAAUUUAAAAAAAAUUAAUACAUUAAAUGAAAUUAAUUCAUUGAAAGAAUUUUCUCAAACUUUUAAAAUUCCAACAAAAUUUAAUAAAAAAGUUGGAACAACUGUUGAAAAGGAAAAGGAAAAGGAAAAAAUUGAGAAACCUGUUGAAAAAGUUGAAAAAGUUGAAAAGGUUGAAAAGGUUGAAAAGGUUGAAAAACCUGUUGAGAAACCUGUUGAAAAGCAAGUCGAGAAAAAGGCUGAAAAACCUGUUGAAAAACCUAUUGAAAAACCUGUUGAAACUAAUUCAACACCACGUAUUAAUAAUAAAAAACUUGGUGAUCCUGCAAAAGUUUCAACUUUUAAAUUAAAUCCAAAAGCUGCUUCAUUUACUCCAAGUGCUACAGCAUCACCAUCAACAAUUCAUUCAAAUAUUUCCACUCCAAUUUUCAAUAAAAAUUCACCAAAAUUAAUUAAUAACCAUCAAUAUCAACCAAAAAGAAGAAAUUUUAAUAAUUUUUUUUCAAAUGAAAAAUUAUCAUCAAUUGAAAAAAGACAAAAUAAUCCAGAUAAAGAUAAUUUUGAUUCAAAAUUUAAUUUUUUUAAAGGUUGUAUUGAUGAAUUUAAUAAAAAAAAAUUAGAACAAGAAAAAUUAUUAUCCCAGGGAAAAGAAUUAGAUGAAAAACCUUUAACUACAUUUUAUUUAGAAAAACCUUAUCAAACUCCACCAACUUGGGUUAAAGAUGAAGGUAUUGAUAAACCUUUCAAAUCUUUAUUUAAUGAUUUAGAAUUAAAAUCAAAUUCCAAAAAUCAAAGAUUUUUCCCACAAUCAACUCCAUUAUCAACUCCAAUUCAAUCAUUCCAAUCAAUUCCAAUUAUUCAACCACAAACUCCACAAAUGUUUUAUCCACCUCAACCUUUUAUUCCAAAUCAAUAUUUACAAUUAUCUCCACAACAACAAAAUCCAAAUAUAGCUCAAUCACCACCAUCAUCAUAUUCACCUUAUCAACAACAUCAAAGACCUAUUUUCACAAAUCCUCAACAACAUAAUAAUAAUCCUGCAAUUGCUCAAGCCCAGGCUCAAGCUGCUGCUAUACAAGCUGCACAAUCAGGUUAUCAAUAUCAACCAAAUAGAUUUAAUGGUCCUCCACCUCCUCAUAUUGCACCACCACAUGUUGGAGCUCCUCAUCCAAAUUCUAAUCAUGGUGGUUAUUAUCCUCCACAACCUUCAAAUGGAUUCCCAAAUCCUGGUAUACCAUUUAAUCAAAUGAAUUCUUCAUUACCACCUUCUGGUCCUCAAGGUGUUGCAAAUGGUCCUCCUCAUCCUAUUCCACAAUCACAAGGUCAUUCAAAUAGAGGUUAUAAUAAGAAUCGUUGA
This is a messenger RNA of Hansenula ciferrii, 2487 nucleotides long. RefSeq names its product Pbp1p (gene PBP1). The record is from RefSeq and is a predicted model, not a curated record. Lineage: Eukaryota; Fungi; Ascomycota; Saccharomycetes; Phaffomycetales; Wickerhamomycetaceae. Gene Ontology annotation, molecular function: RNA binding. Gene Ontology annotation, biological process: cytoplasmic stress granule assembly. The transcript has a single exon. Bases 1 to 2487 code for a protein of 828 amino acids. Gene Ontology annotation, cellular component: cytoplasmic stress granule.